CUUCCCUUCUCUCUCUCUCCUUCCCCUCACACACUCACCAUGGAGGCGCAACCGCCAACACCCUCGACUGCGCCGCCACCUCCGCCGCCACACCUCAGUUAUCCUGACUCGGUCGAAUCCUCGCCACGCUCCCGCAACACCGACUCCUGGGACGAGCCCUUUGCGCCGGCGUCGUCCAAGCUACGUCUGAUGUGCAGCUACGGUGGACAUAUCGUUCCUCGUCCACACGAUAAGUCCCUCUGUUACGUUGGCGGCGACACGCGCAUCAUCGUUGCGGAACGCGCUACUUCACUCGCGGACCUCUCCACGCGCCUCUCAAAGACUUUCCUGAACGGACGGACCUUUACGCUGAAGUACCAACUUCCCAACGAGGACCUCGAUUCUCUCAUCUCUGUCACCACCGAUGAAGACCUGGAGAACAUGAUUGAUGAGUAUGACCGCACCGCCGCCGCGGCCACCUCCGUCGUCAAACCUUCCCGCAUCCGCCUCUUUCUCUUCCCCACCAAACCCGAUUCCACUCACUCCAUUCCCCCCCAAAUUCUCGACACCUCGACCAAAUCGGACGACUGGUUCUUGAAUGCCCUAAACGGCAACGGAGUACCUAACCGAGGGUUUUCGGACUCUGCUUCUGUUAAUUGCCUCGUUGAUCUCGACGACGAGGUUGCCGGGAACAACCUCGAACCCGGUUCCAAGGACGUUGGGGAAGGUGGUGCUGGUGCUGGUGUUGGUGGAGGUGCUUCUUUGGGUGGAUCUUUCGGCAAGAAUUUGAAGCAGGAUGUUCACUCCGUUCCCGAUUCGCCCAUGCUCGAAACGACGUCAUCGUUUGGGUCCACGUCGUCGUCACCGUCGCUCGCCAAUUUGCCUCCGAUUAGGGUUCAUGUCGUGGAGGAUCAGAAGGUAAUGGGGAUUGAGGAGCAGUUCGCGCAGAUGGGGGUUGGAGUGGGGCAGAAGCAGCAGGAUGAGGGUUUUGUUUUGCUGUCUUCGCCGCCGCCUCCGCCAGUCCCGGCAACGCUCGCCGCCGUGGGUGUACCGAUUGGCCCACCGACGAUUGUCGCAGGGGAUUAUCACAACCGGGUUGUCUCUGAUGAUGAGAGAUCCGAUCAUGGGGUUCCUGUCGGGUAUAGAAAGCCUCCCACUCCUCAGCCACAAGUACAGACGCAAGCGCAGUCACAAACACAAACCCUUGCUCCUCAGUUUCAACAGAAGUCAACUGGUGGUAGCGGCGGUGUUGUUGAUUUGCCUUCUCCUGAUUCAGUUUCAAGUGAUAGUAGUCUUGCGAACGCAAUUUCGCGUCAGAAACCUGCUGUUUAUCAAGAACAAGUUCAGAUUCAAUCUGGGACUACAAGGGUUCCUAGUAACCCUGUGGAUCCGAAGCUCAAUGUUUCUGAUCCGCACGGUCGGAUCCAGAUGCAGCAACAUGUACAGGACCCUGGAUAUUUGUUACAACAGCAAUUUGAACAGCAUCAGCAGACGCAGCAGUUGCCACAACAGCAAUUCGAGCAGCACCAGCAAGCGCUGCCACAACAGCAGCAACAAUUUAUUCAUGGCACACAUUUCAUCCACCAUAACCCUGCAAUUUCUGCGUAUUAUCCUGUAUAUCCUUCCCAGCAACAUCCACAGCAUCCACAGCAGCCACAGCUUUACUAUGUUCAUGCGAGGCAACCGCAGGCCUACAACCUACCUGUGCAGCAGGCUAAUAUGGGUGACUCUGCUGGAAAUCUUGCUUCUAGCCGCCCACAAACUCCACCAAAUCCUGCUACACUGGUUCCACAAUCUGCUGGAUACAAUCCCAUGAGAAAUACUCCCAUGCCUAAAACUGAAAUGAAUGCUUACAGAGCCGCAACCGCAGGCACCCCUCAACUAGUUCAAGUUCCUACAAGCCAGCAUCAGCAACAGUAUGUCACUUACUCACAGAUUCAUCAUCCAUCUCAGUCCAUGGCUCCUAAUUCUGCUCCCCAGGCGAAUUAUGGUUUUGAUUAUGCUGACCCUGCUCAUGCUCAAAUAUACUACUCUCAACCCUUGGCACCUACAAUGCCUUCCCAGUACCAGACUAUGACUGCUGCUGCUGUGAUGAUGCAGGAAGGUUCAGCUCAGCAUCCCUCGGACAAUUUGAAGCAGCAGAUAAGAACCUCACAACCAUUAUAAACCAGUACUUAAAAAAAAAAGAAACAAUUUUGAAAAAAAUGGGUUUGGUUUCCCUUUAAGUUUUAUAUUCAGUUCCUGUCGCCAUGUUUGGCGAACUGUUUGUGGUAUGUAUUUUGAUAGAAAAAUAAGAAACUGUGAUCAUCUUGUACUCUUUCUUGUAUGUCAUAAUUUAUAAUUUAUAUAGGAAACGAAAUUGGUCCAAGGUUAUACUGUAAAAGGUCGAGUCUGAAACAUUGUAUUGUGAAGUUCAAAAUCAAUUCCUGAAAUGAUUGUCAUAUAAAUUACCGGGUUUUGUUUCU
Molecule: messenger RNA, 2444 nt
Organism: Vigna radiata var. radiata (mung bean)
Lineage: Eukaryota; Viridiplantae; Streptophyta; Magnoliopsida; Fabales; Fabaceae
Exons: 2
Coding region: 40-2145 (701 amino acids)
Molecular function (GO): protein binding
Source: RefSeq, a predicted model, not a curated record